This is a messenger RNA of Bufo bufo (common toad), 2265 nucleotides long. RefSeq names its product cytochrome P450 2K6-like. The coding region runs from base 111 to 1601 and encodes 496 amino acids. The transcript has 10 exons. Gene Ontology annotation, molecular function: heme binding; oxidoreductase activity, acting on paired donors, with incorporation or reduction of molecular oxygen, reduced flavin or flavoprotein as one donor, and incorporation of one atom of oxygen; iron ion binding. NCBI's taxonomy places the organism in Eukaryota, Metazoa, Chordata, Amphibia, Anura, Bufonidae. Gene Ontology annotation, cellular component: intracellular membrane-bounded organelle; cytoplasm. Gene Ontology annotation, biological process: xenobiotic metabolic process. The record is from RefSeq and is a predicted model, not a curated record.
CAGGUAAAAGGUUAGAUUCUUCUGCUUGUAGAGGAAGGGUGAGACAAGAUUAGUAGUAGGAAGUCAUUGUGGGUUAAUCUCGCUGGAGGAAAGGUUUGAACACGUUCACAAUGGAGCUCAUCUCACUUCUUCUAUCUGUUCUCGUCAUCCUGUUUCUGGCCUAUGUGAUCAAGAAUCAGAAAAAGUACAAGUACAGCAAUUUUCCUCCUGGGCCUAAACCUUUACCAAUUAUUGGAAACUUGCACACAAUCAGCUCACUGAAACCUCAAAAGUCAUUUAUGGAGUUAUCCAAGAAGUAUGGCACAGUAUUCAGCGUACAGUUGGGCACAGAAAAGAUGGUUAUCCUGUGUGGUUACGACACAGUGAAAGAUGCUCUUAUCAACCAUGCUGAAGAAUUGGCUGGAAGACCUGUUACUGCCAUAGGUUCUAGGACAUCACGUGGAAAUGGCAUUUUAUUUUCAAAUGGAGAGAACUGGAAAGUAAUGAGGAGAUUCACUCUGUCAACAUUACGAGACUUUGGAAUGGGGAAAAAGAGUUUAGAAAACAAGAUAAUUGAAGAAUGUGAAAGCUUAAUGCAGAAAUUUAGGUCUUAUGGAGGAAAACCCUUUAUUAAUCAAACCGUCAUAAAUGCUGCAGUGGCCAACAUAAUUGUGUCCAUAUUGAUGGAUCAGAGAUUUGAUUAUGAUGAUCCUACAAUACUGAAGCUCAUGAGAUUAAUCAAUGAAAAUGUCAGGAUUGCAGGAAGCACUAUGAUCAGGCUGUACAACAGUUAUCCGUGGCUCAUCAAAUGGCUACCCGGGGCCCAUAGAAAGAUCUUUAAAAGCCUCAAAGAGAUGCGAAACUUUGUAACAGAAACAUUCACAAGAAAAGAGAAAGAACUAGAUAUAAACAAUCAGAGGAACCUCAUCGAUGCCUUCCUUGCUAAACAAAAAGAGGGAAAACCAGAAUCUACAUUGUAUUACCAUAAUGAAAAUCUAAACGUGCUGGUCAGUAACCUGUUCGCUGCUGGGAUGGAGACCACCUCAACCACUCUGCGCUGGGGUAUACUUCUUAUGAUGAAAUAUCCUGACAUCCAAACAAAAGUGCAAAGUGAAAUAGAAAAUGUUAUUGGAUCUGCUCAACCUCAAGUAGAACAUAGGAAGAAAAUGCCAUAUACUGACUCUGUCAUUCAUGAAAUUCAAAGAUAUGGUGACAUUGUACCCGGAAGUCUCCCACAUGCCACUACCAGGGACAUGACAUUCAGGGGCUAUUUUCUUCCAAAGGGCACCAUCGUCAUCCCAUUGCUGCACUCUGUUCUGAGAGAUAAAGCUUACUUUGAGAAGCCAGAAGAGUUUUAUCCUGAACACUUUCUUGACUCAGAUGGAAAGUUCAAGAAGAAUGAAGCCUUUAUCCCUUUCUCAUUAGGUAAAAGAAGUUGUGCUGGAGAGAACUUGGCAAACAUGGAGCUCUUCCUGUUCUUCACUUCCCUACUGCAGAACUUCACAUUCCAGGCCCCUCCUGGUGCAGAUCUGGACCUAAACCCUGCCCCAGGGUUCACUAAUGCCCCUUUACCCCAUGAAAUCUGUGCAAUCCCUCGUAAUGAUACAUAUUUACCUAGUUAAGUGAACUUCAAACAGUUGUCUUCUGCUGGCCUAAGGCAACACACCUGCAUAGUUUUGCAAUGCUUGGACAGUCCAUAACCUACAGAAGGAGCUACAUCUUAGUAAUAGUAGCUCUCUGCUCCUGCCCUAACUCAUGACUCAGAACGGGACUUUUAUUUGGACAUUUGAUCACAGCUGUUAAUCUCAAAACAAUUAUCUUCCCAGGCCUCCAGUUGAUGUUGCAUGCCAUGAGUGUUAUCACUGAAAUCUCUCUAGUUUAGUGCCCCCAUAGGUAGACCAUGGUAUGGUCUAAGGAAGUCUCUGACAUUUUAAUCUUUAAUCAUGUACGGAGCAGAACAACAAAUAAACAGCGGUGCCCGAUCACAUUGCAGCCAUUGACCUCCCUUAGUUGUGGUAUCCCUUUAUCACGCUCCCUCUCCAGCGUGAAACCCUGAUUCCCCGCUACCCUUGAUCACCAUGGUAGGCGCAGAAAAGAACAUCUAAGGUUGAUAGAAAAGAUAUCCAAUUGGAUCGUGGACGUCACAUUGACGUGCUAUCAGGCAGAAGUUACCUAGAGUCAACAAAGCGGCAGCAGGGCCUCUCCUGUCUAACGUUUCCUAAUCCAAAUACCACAGUGACAUUCACUGUAAUUUUUAAGUAAUCAUUCCAAUAAUAGGGCAUCUUA